CCAUGCGCAGAGUUGCGAGGCGGUGGGUGACGUCACAUGACAAGGGUGACGUUUGAUGAUGUCAAGGUGCAUCGCGUCAAAUGACAGCGCUGCAGUUUGUUGUAUAAACUUGAUGUCCUGACGAGGCGGUCAACUGUUUUUUUUUUUUUUUUCCUCCCCUCUUCCCUGCUCCCUCCCCCAAAAGACUCCAAGAGUAGGCGAGGUGUUGCGUUUAAGACUCCACAUUGAAAUGGUUUUAACCAAGGGAGGACAUUUGCUUCAUUCUUCUAUUGAAACACAAACAUGAAUAUCGAUCAGAAGCGGAGAUCAGUUUACUCCCAGAAUGAUGAGCAGUCCCCAAUUGAACCUGACUUACUGAGGUGCAGCAACCUGAACAUGCCCCUGCUGGCGUCAGAGUUCUUCAAAAGCGAAUUACAGCUGCACCUGGAUGGCAUAACUACCGAGACGUGGGACUUAAUCGAGUACGGCCACUUUGACUGCAAUGCGUUCAUGGUGCUGUUGAAAAUGUGGCAAAGUAUCCUGUACAAAAUCUCCCAAGAAGUGCUGGUCGUUGUGGUGCCUCAGGUGGAAGAACACGCACACAUCAUCGAGAAAGGUUGUGGCACUCUGCAACGGGCCCUCAACUUCUCGUGUGUGACGGAGGAUGACAUCCACGCGUGCAUUUGGGACUCGCUUCUUCUGGCCCUCAAAGACACAAUAAACGCCGGAAACGUAAAGACGCCGUGCGGCGACCAGCUGCUGGAGAUGGUCGCAGCUAAAGUGUCGAAGACGGUGAACAAGGCGCUGUCCGACAUCUCCUUGAAGCCCAACUCUUUCACGUACCCGGACGUGCCUCACCAAGUGUCGGAGAUCGGAGAAAUAGCGCUACAGACAAUCUCGGUGCUGAGGAACUGCUUGGAGAACAUGAGGACGGCCGCCGGCGCCGCAGGGGAGGACGUGUGCGCCGACAGCGACUCGUCGGAGGAGAAAAGCAACGGCUUGGUGGCGCCUCUGCCCACGCCUGUGCUCAACACCCGGGCGGAAAAGAAAUUCCGCGCCCGCACUCCCGCCGACGGCUGCGCGAAGACGGAAAAGGGUUGUUGUCGCCACACGUCCGUGGGAACAUGGACAAAGAAAGAAAACACCUUUUUCACCGUGUUGCUGUGGAAGCUGACGGACCAUAUCGCCCACUCCAACUCCAAGUCGGUGCUGGAGAUGGACAUCGACUGGAUGUUGGCGCAUAUCAUGAGCGCGGUGGUAGAGACGCACCCCAACCUCCUGCUGAACAUCGGUGACUUCCAUGUCCACAUCUACAAGGACCUCUGUCAGGAAUUUGGAUCUAAGGAGCGCCUGUAUUUCUCCAUGGCGCGCUCUCAGGCCGCCUUUGUGGAAGCUCUCGCUCGGGCACUCAGGCAUCAUCUCCAGGCGCCGAAAAAGACCGACUUUUUCACCAAGAUCAGGGCCUUUUUCAAGAAGAAGACUGCAAAAGUGUCCCUGGCCUAUGAGCAAGGACAGAUGUGGCUGCAGGCUUCCACGGGCACCAAGAAGCUCUGACCCGGGUCUGAAGAAGCCGUUCUGACUUCUUGCGAGGAAACCAUAACGACAGAUGUUUUUCAGUGCAGCCUGACGAGACGUCGCUUUAUUGGUUCGGCAGCUGAGAUUCCUCACAAUCAGUGUUGCCCGAGUGCAGGUUGGUGAAUGAUGCAACCUGCUUACCUCUGGCCAUGGAGCGCUCAAAGGCUCCCUGCCCCAGUACGGGGGUGUGUGGAUGCUCCCUGCCCCAGUACGGGUGUGCGGAUGCUCCCUGCCCCAGUACGGGGGUGUGUGGAUGCUCCCUGCCCCAGUACGGGUGUGCGGAUGCUCCCUGUCCCAGUACGGGUGUGCGGAUGCUACCUGUCCCUGUAUAGGUGUGCGGAUGCUACCUGUCCCAGUACGGGUGUGUGGAUGCAGGGCAUUGCCGCGGGUUCACGGCCAAGCACAAGAGUUGCGCUGUCAGAGCUCAGUCCAGUCCACUUGUUUACUACGUUGUUAGAG
This is a messenger RNA of Entelurus aequoreus (snake pipefish), 2013 nucleotides long. RefSeq lists its product as uncharacterized. NCBI's taxonomy places the organism in Eukaryota, Metazoa, Chordata, Actinopteri, Syngnathiformes, Syngnathidae. Bases 283 to 1533 code for a protein of 416 amino acids. The record is from RefSeq and is a predicted model, not a curated record. The transcript is spliced from 4 exons.